AUGUUUGGUCUGAUACUGAUAACACCAUACCAUACUACUAUUAACUAUGGGAAGGAAACUGAUGAAUGCAGUGCGAUUUUAAUGAGCAUGAAAGCUGAAAAUUAUGAGCAAUGCUUGGAUGAAAAAAUUAUUGAUAGAUAUACAACUACUAGUAGAAGUGAUACAAUAGGACUUAGACAUUCCAUCGUUUCGAGAAUGGCAUAA
This is a messenger RNA of Acanthoscelides obtectus, 204 nucleotides long. NCBI's taxonomy places the organism in Eukaryota, Metazoa, Arthropoda, Insecta, Coleoptera, Chrysomelidae. The record is from the annotation of a GenBank genome assembly.